Trichoderma breve is the source of this 4950-nucleotide messenger RNA. RefSeq names its product phosphoribosyl transferase domain-containing protein. The record is from RefSeq and is a predicted model, not a curated record. Gene Ontology annotation, biological process: cholesterol biosynthetic process. Gene Ontology annotation, cellular component: cytoplasm. The coding region runs from base 1 to 4950 and encodes 1649 amino acids. The transcript has 6 exons. Gene Ontology annotation, molecular function: FAD binding; phosphomevalonate kinase activity. NCBI's taxonomy places the organism in Eukaryota, Fungi, Ascomycota, Sordariomycetes, Hypocreales, Hypocreaceae.
AUGGCUACCACCAACGGCCCAUCCAAACUCGUCCCAGAACAGCUAUUCCACACUGUUCUCACUGUAAUCGACUAUUCCCACGACGCCUCCGGCGCCAACCGCACGCUAUUCGUCCUCAAAACCCACGGCACCCUUGCCGCAGCAAAGAAAUACGCUAGCCACGCCCUAGAAGCCGUCAACUUCACAGCCGAGGACUUUGAAGUCUAUCGCGUCCGCGCCGACGAAGACCCAGCCAAGCCCUGGACCCACGGCGACGGCGUGCUGGUUUUCGCCCGCUCCUUUGAUGGGCAGGAGUUUCUCGUGGGAAUCGACACUACCCCCAACAACGAGGCUUUGACUGCUACGUCAGAUGGAGAGAUAGUGCUGCCCGAGGGCGCAAAAUUCCUGCACUAUCUUUUGCAGAUUACGGUGGACUACAACGCCGAUCGUAGCGGCAGCUCGCAGACUACGGAAAUUGAAGGGACGUAUGUCCAUCGUGCGGAUGCUUGGACGGCUGCGCAUGUGUCUCUCGAUCCAACAGAGUAUGCAGAGUUUGAUCGUCGGGGCGACGCAAAAUUUGUUGAAGAAUGGCCCUUUGGCGAAGAUGUUGCGGUUCAUGCCGUCUCUGAGACUGGACAAAACUACUUUAUUGCGGUGAAAAGGCCCCCCGAGCAGAAGCACGAGUGCAAAAAUUCGCUCCCAAAGCAAACUAAAAUGGCCACUCUCGACGCUCUGAAGCGGGCUCUGAGACAAAAAGCUACUUCUCCGACGCAGCCCCUGUCCGAGGAACAAUAUAGCGCUGGCUUUGACAUCCUGCUCCAGGGUCCCGGAUGGAAGACAUACCAAGACUUUAUUUUCCCCCAGCUAUCCCAAGUGCUGACCCCUCUGUUCAACUCGCGAACCCGCAUCUCGGUGUUGGAGAUAGGACCUGGUCCCAAGAGCGUGCUUGGCUAUCUGCCUGAUGAUCAAAGACGCAAGAUCAACAAGUACGCUGCGUUCGAACCAAACGACUUAUAUGCCACAAAAUUGCAAGAAUGGCUGGAGACACAAUCUCCGCUCCCCUGUCUGGAAAGCCUGCCCGAUAUCUAUCGAGUGCCUUUUACUCUGGACAGCACCGUCACCGAUGCAAAUGAGGAACAAGAAAAGUUCGACGUCGUCCUCUUCUGCCACAGUAUGUAUGGAAUGACACCCAAGCGCUGCUUCAUCGAACGAGCACUAGAGAAGCUGGCUGUGCAACCCGAAGGCGGGGUGGUGGUUGUCUUCCAUCGUGAUGGUGUGGACUUUGAUGGCCUAGUGUGCCAUAAAAUGGCUUCAUUCCCUUCUGGGACCAUUCGUGUUGCAGAUGAUGAUAAGAUUCUGGAUAACUUUUCCUCUUUCGUCGCGGAGUUUGUUAUGCAAGACAAAGACGCAGACGACGCUAUCCACGUCGAAUGGCGUAAGAUGUGUCGUGACUUGGGUCGCCGUCAGGAAGCUCACCCAGGCUAUCUCUUCUUCAGUGCACCUGAGGUUAUGAUAGCAUUCAAUCAUCAUGCCACAAUGUUGCCGGAACUCACAGCGCAAGUGUCGUUGGCGAAAGAGGACAGGACUAUGAAGAACUGGGAGGCUCGAGCCCACCGUCCCGCUUCAAUUCUCAAGCCGACAAAGAUCGAACAUGUCCAGAAAUGUGUUCAAUGGGCUUUGAAGCACGGAGUUAGUUUGACUGUCAUUGGUGGAAGUCACAGUAGCCACUGUCUUUGGCCCAACGUUGUCGCAGUUGACAUGGAGGUUUUUGAUCAAGUACAUGUUCAAGCUCUUAGAGAUAAUGGGACAGAUUCUGGCUUCAAUUCCGGCUCCUUGAUUAUUGCUGAGGCCGGCUGCAAGACGGGAGAUAUCGUUCGUGCUGCCAUGGCGGUGGGUUUGACUGUGCCUCUCGGAGCUCGUCCAAGCGUGGGCACUGGGUUAUGGUUACAAGGCGGCCUCGGGCAUCUGGCCAGACUUCAUGGUCUUGCGUGCGAUUCCAUUGUCGGUUUCAUAAUGGUGAGUGUUGACUCGGCCCAUAUCCUGUGUGUCGGACAUGUACCAAAUGAAUAUUGGCCGACCGGUGGUGUACGCCCGGAAAACGAAGCCGAAUUGCUAUGGGCAACGAAAGGAGCUGGCACCAACUUUGGCAUCGUGACGAGCGUCAUUUUCAAAGCGUAUCCGGCCCCGGUCUAUACAGUUCGAAACUGGAUUAUGCCACUGAAUGAGAACGUUGAAGCACAGCGUAGACUCACCGAAUUUGAUAGGCUCAUCGCUAGCCAUCUCCCUCGGAACUGUUCCGCAGAUGCGUAUCUGUAUUGCGAUGCUGGAGGGUUGCAGCUUGGCAUUACCACGAUUGAAGCUUGCACAGCCAGGUCGGUCUCAGAAACUCCUACACUUGCUAAUACGAUUCUGGGGCCAGAAUGCAAUCUCAAAGUUGUAGACGGCGUUGGCUUGUUUAACACCGAGAUGUACGUGUCCGGAAUGCACGGAGGACAUGGACGCGACAAGACGUCCUCGUUCAAGCGGUGUCUCUUCUUAAAAGAUAUUGGAGCUGCAGACGUGGCUGCAAUAUUGGUAGCAGCGGUCGAAUCUCGUCCCACGACACUAUGCUAUCUCCAUCUGCUGCAGGGCGGCGGAGCGGUUGCCGAUGUGGUUCCCGAUGCAACGGCUUUCGGUUGUCGUGACUGGGACUUUGCCUGCGUUGUCACCGGCGUCUGGCCUCGUCACCAAGACGGAACUGAAACUGCUCAAGCUGCUGUACACUGGGUUUAUCAUGUUGCCCAAACUCUGUUGCCCCUGGCUAGCGGAGUUUACAGUGCAGAUCACGGACCAGAUCCCAGAGACGCCGAUCUGGCAAAGAAAGCUUUCGGUCCAAACCGGCCGCGCUUGGCUCGUCUUAAACGACAUGCAGACCCAUGUAAGGUGCUGGCUUAUGCCUGUCCGCUUCCAGAGGUGCCAAUGGGACCAAAGCUCAUUGUUCUUGUCACGGGAGAACAUGGUGCCGGUAAGGACUAUUGUGCCGACGUUUGGGCAUCCGUGUUCAAUACAACUUCUCCCAACAUCUCUAAGGCACUGGUAGUUAGCAUUAGUGACGUGACCAAGCGAGAAUAUGCGGCGGCCGCUGGUGCUAACUUGGACGCUCUACUCCAAGAUCGUGCCUAUAAGGAGCAACACCGGCCAGCCUUGACGGCAUUCUUUCAAGAGCAAGUGCGGCAACGACCUCGGCUGCCAGAGGAGCAUUUUCUGGAUGUAGUGCAUGGCGCCGUGGAUGUGGACGUAUUGCUGAUCACCGGGAUGAGAGAUGAGGCUCCAGUUGCAGCUCUGUCACAUCUAGUGUCAGACAGCAGAGUGAUCGAAGUUCGUGUCAAAUCAAGAGAAGAGAUGCGGCUAGCUCGUGGAUGUUGUCAGAUCGGUGAUGGGAUUGUUGAUCAGAAGAAUAAGAACGGUAUAAAUGGCACCAAUGGCGCGCGAGACUCAGACUGGUGCCCGGAUCUCAUCUUCUACAACGACACGUCUGGAAGUAAAAUGGCAGAAGAGUACGGCCAACGUCAUUUGCUUCCCUUCUUUAGCGAGGAUCUGCAGAUGCUGGCCAACAUGCCGGGAGGAUUGAAGCUGUGUGUGUCUCUGUUUCGGAGCCACUUCGCCAGUGACUGGAACAAGAUCGAAGCAGUGGUUUGUUGCGAGGCUGGAGGCUUCAUCUUUGCGUCUGCGCUGGCGUCAGAUAUAAAUUUACCCCUGGUUCUGAUUCGUGAAGCUGGCAAGCUACCGCCACCCGUUGUUUCUGUUGUCAAGAGGCCGUCGCACAUUUCACAUUCAACACCCAACAGUUCAAGAGAGAAGAAGAUGGAGAUGGAGCGGGAUGCGAUUCGCAGCGGCGCGUCUGUGCUAGUCGUGGACGAUGUUCUUGCCACGGGUGAGACGCUCUGUGCGGUUGUGCAGCUGCUGGCUGAAGCUGGGGUCAGCGCUGAUCAAAUCAGUGUCAUGGCCGUGGCUGAAUUUCCUGCUCAUCGUGGACGGGAACUAAUGCGCCGUUGUGGGUUUGGAAGACUUCAAGCUAUUUCCAAGAGGCAACCUUCGACAGCUUCCAUCAGCUCCAAUACAACACGUCCAAGUCAAGCGUCUUUUACGCUGCUCUCCUUCAUGGGUUCCAACCAACAGCCAUCGCAAUCAGGGCCUCCCUUGGAGACUUUGUCCAUCAAGCAGCUUCUUCGGCUGCAUCCGCGGAACAAGCUUUUGGUUCACCCUCUGGAGUGGACCGGUCGCCAUCUUGAGGUGCUGCAGUGUUCAUUUGAGGACUCCCUACCACCUCCGCCCUCACAAGAACACCUGGACGAGGUGGACGCAAUCCCUGCUACAAAAGGUUUUAUAUAUUCCAUGAAAAAGAUGGCUGCAAAUGAAGUCUGGCAGCGCCGCGAUGCUGCCAUCAGAUACAUCGUCGGUUCUGAUGAUUGUCCACUGAGGCCCUACGGGCAUGGUAAUAAGGCUGCCCUAGAGACGGGCAAGGCGCCAAUCGCCUUCGUCUGCAUCGACUGCGAGCGUAUCAAAUCCCUUCGCUAUGAACAAAUGUUACCCUACCGUGGUAAACGCUUCAGCAAGCAAACCAACGGAAUAUACGAUCGCCAUGUGAAAAGAGUUACGCCACCCAACCGUCUACAUGAUCCAUACAUAGUAGCCCUCCUGUUGGCAGUUGCAUAUAACCAACGGUACCGGACAAAAUCUUCGAGAGGGUCCAGGUCUACUUUUUGGCCUCAGGGGGUAGUGACAGAUCGUGAGGAUGAAUACGUCCACCUCUUUGCCGCACAUAUUUCAUCCAACUACCUCAACAAAUUUGACUUUCCUUCCCGCCAACCUACCAAGUCAGCGCAGCAACCGUUGCUGAUUCACCAUAUCCGCGUACCAUUAGAGCCAUACGACACUUUCCGCCCACGCCUACUCCCAAUCCUGCUUCAUCCUGCCAAUUAUUACAAGUGA